Molecule: messenger RNA, 309 nt
Organism: Echinostoma caproni
Lineage: Eukaryota; Metazoa; Platyhelminthes; Trematoda; Plagiorchiida; Echinostomatidae
Source: the annotation of a GenBank genome assembly
AUGGAUGGGGUAAGGUCACCGGCCGCAGUAGAGUCAUUCGACGACACCCCAGCCACCAUCAUGGCGGAAGCGAUUGACCGAGCGACGAGGAAGGAGAACCACAACAACCGCCGACCCCCGCGAUCCCAAGCGAACGGAGAAGCCCAGGGCACCGGCAACGCGAACGUCCCCAUAACCAUGGCAGACGAUUUGGCGGAUGAAACGCAAAUGACCGGCAUCGGGACAGGGGCAGGAACGGGAACGACGAACAAUCACAAGGACGUUACAUCAGUAAGUCCCCAAAAUUUUGUGUUCAUGUUACUGCUAUAA